AUGUCCUCUCUACCGCCCGUCACGCCCCCAAUCUCAUCUGCCUUCCCGUCCGAAUCAUACCAACUUCUCCCCGAGACGAGCAAAGCAGGCGCAGCAGAAGACGCCCUGUUCCAGCAACAAGUCAAGGAUGUCGAGGCAUGGUGGGCCUCGCCGAGAUACGCGGGCAUCAAGCGGGACUGGACGGCCGCCGACGUGGUGAGCAAGCGCGGCUCCCUUCAACAGUCAUACCCCAGCUCCGUCAUGGCGCGCAAGCUGUGGAAUCUGGUGCGCGAGCGCGAGGCCGCCGGCCAACCCAUCCACACACUGGGCGCCAUCGACCCGGUGCAAAUGACUCAGCAGGCGCCGCACCAGGAGGUGCUCUACAUCUCCGGCUGGGCCUGCUCUUCGCUGCUGACGACGACCAACGAAGUGUCGCCCGACUUUGGCGACUACCCCUACAACACGGUACCGAACCAAGUCCAGCGCCUGUUCAAAGCCCAGAGCAUGCACGACCGAAAACACUGGUUCCUGAGGUCCAAAAUGACGCCCGAGGAGCGCGCAAAGACUCCGUACAUCGACUACUUCCGUCCCAUCAUUGCCGAUGGCGACACGGGCCACGGCGGGCUGACGGCGGUCAUGAAAUUGGCCAAACUGUUCGCCGAGAACGGCGCGGCGGCGGUGCACUUCGAGGACCAGAUGCACGGCGGCAAGAAGUGUGGGCACUUGGCGGGCAAGGUGCUGGUGCCGACGGGCGAGCACAUCAACCGGCUCAAGGCGGCUCGCUUCCAGUGGGACGUCAUGGGCACCGAGAACCUCGUCAUCGCGCGCACCGACUCGGAGAGCGGCAAGCUGCUAUCCUCGUCAAUCGACGUGCGUGAUCACGAGUUCAUCCUCGGCGUGAGCGAUUCGUCCGUCGGGCCCCUCGCCGAAACGCUCGCCGCCAUGGAGGCUAAGGGAGCGUCCGGUGCCGAAAUCGACGCCUUCGAGGCGCAGUGGGUCAAGAGCACCAAGCUGGUCACCUUUGACGAGGCCGCCGUGGCCCACUUUGCCGCAGAGGGCGUCGAGGAGGCCAAGAUCGACGAGUACCGCCGCGCUGUCGCCGCGGACCGCGACAUGGGCAUCACUGCGCGCCGCAAGCUGGCCGAAUCCUUGACACCCAAUAAACCGGUGUACUGGGAUUGGGACGUGCCGCGCACGCGGGAGGGCUUCUUCCAUUUCCGCGCGGGCAUGGAAGCCGCGACCAAGCGCGCGCUGGCGUUCGCGCCGUACGCAGACAUGCUCUGGGUAGAAACAGGCGACCCCAACGUGGAGGUCGCGACGCGGCUGGGACGCGCGGUCCGGUCGGUUCACCCGGGCAAAGCCCUGGUGUACAACCUCUCGCCGUCGUUCAACUGGAUGGCGCACGGCUUCACGCCCGAGACGCUCAAAAGCUUCAUCUGGGACAUUGCCAAGGAGGGGUUCGUGCUGCAGCUCGUCAGCCUGGCGGGCCUGCACAGCACGGCGGCUGUCAGCAACGAGCUGGCCAGGCGGUUCAAGACGGACGGCAUGGCUGCCUACGUGGAGCUCGUGCAGAAGCGGGAGAAGGACCUCGGCGUCGACGUGCUCACCCACCAGAAGUGGAGCGGGGCGGGCUAUGUGGACGCUGUUUUGGGGCAUAUCCAGAGCGGAAGCUCUGGGAGCAAGAGUAUGGGCGAGGGGAAUACCGAGGGGCAGUUUGUAUGA
This is a messenger RNA of Canariomyces notabilis, 1701 nucleotides long. RefSeq names its product isocitrate lyase and phosphorylmutase. NCBI's taxonomy places the organism in Eukaryota, Fungi, Ascomycota, Sordariomycetes, Sordariales, Chaetomiaceae. Gene Ontology annotation, cellular component: mitochondrial matrix. Gene Ontology annotation, molecular function: isocitrate lyase activity; methylisocitrate lyase activity. The transcript has a single exon. The coding region runs from base 1 to 1701 and encodes 566 amino acids. The record is from RefSeq and is a predicted model, not a curated record.